This is a messenger RNA of Andrographis paniculata, 1971 nucleotides long. Its product is annotated as PAP-specific phosphatase HAL2-like. Gene Ontology annotation, molecular function: 3'(2'),5'-bisphosphate nucleotidase activity. Gene Ontology annotation, biological process: phosphatidylinositol phosphate biosynthetic process; sulfate assimilation. Bases 265 to 1395 code for a protein of 376 amino acids. NCBI's taxonomy places the organism in Eukaryota, Viridiplantae, Streptophyta, Magnoliopsida, Lamiales, Acanthaceae. The record is from RefSeq and is a predicted model, not a curated record. The transcript is spliced from 4 exons.
CUAGCACACCUUGCGUAUCAGAUUCAUUCUACCGAAGCUCCUCCCCAUGUACAGCAACCCAAAACCAGACGACAACAGAGCCUUCGAAAAAUUAAUUAUAAAAGCAAAAAGAAGACGAAGAAAAGUGAAAAGCAGAACAGCAGCUGCUGCAGAAUCAGGAAUUUUGUUGGUUUUCAAUAGCAAUUCAAAUUGCGUGACGAUUUACCUUCUUCUUUCCUGUUUCCCGAAACAGGAAUCGCUCGACUGGGGCAGAGGAGAGGAGAAAUGGAGAAUCGGAAAUAUCUGGACGAGUUGAAUGUCGCCGUGAGGGUGGUUCACAUGGCUUGUUCCCUCUGUGAAAAGGUGCAGAAGCAAUUACUUUCCGCAACUACCGAUCAGGUUAAGUCCAAGGACGACGAUUCUCUUGUCACCGUUGCAGACUGGAGCGUGCAAGCUACAGUAAGCUGGAUGCUUUCAGAAUCUUUUGGCAGACAAAAAACCUCCAUUGUUGCUGAAGAAGAUAUUCAAACUUUGUCAAAGCCCGAAUCAUCAUCUUUACUAGCAAUGGUUGUCGAUGCUGUGAACGGAUGCUUGGCAGAGGCACCCAGAUAUGGUCUCCGAGGUCCUGAAAAACCACUAUGUGCUUCACAAAUUCUUGACGCAAUAAGUCAAUGUAACUCAACUGGAGGCCCUUUAGGUAGGCACUGGAUACUCGAUCCUGUAGAUGGAACUCUAGGUUUCGUGCGUGGAGAUCAGUAUGCUGUUGGUCUUGCUAUGAUUGAUGAAGGAGAGGUGGUGCUUGGAGUUCUUGGGUGCCCUAAUUAUCCGUUGAAAGAUGAUGAGUUAAACAAUUACAGUCAACAAAAUAUUGUUACAUCAAAAAUAUCAUCAGGGGAAUUAGGAUGUGUGAUGUACACGAGCAAAGGCAGUGGAAAAGCUUGGAUGCAACCUUUAGUUCAAGUUGGGAAGAAACUUGAGGGGACAAAUUCUGCAAAGCUUGUACAAGUUUCUUCCAUUGAAGACCCUGAAUCGGCUACAUUCUGUGAACCAGUGGAAAGAACUAAUUCUAACCAUUCAUUUACAGCAGGCGUUGCUACCACUGUUGGUGUAAGGAAGAAGCCACUGCGGGUUUAUAGCAUGGUCAAAUAUGCAGCCAUAGCCCGAGGAGAUGCUGAAAUUUACAUGAGAUUUGCAAGAUCUGGAUACAAGGAGAAAAUAUGGGAUCAUGCUGCAGGUGUACUAAUUGUGCAAGAAGCUGGUGGUGUUGUGACCGAUGCAGGUGGCCGCCCCCUCGACUUCUCUAGAGGAAUAUACCUAGAAGGUGUUGAUAGGGGCAUAAUUGCCUGUUCUGGAAUCAAGUUACACGGAAAAAUUAUCAAUGCUGUUUACUCUAGCUGGGAAUCCUCGAACUUGUGAGCUUCUCCUGUUUGGCAAAAUAGUAUAUAUGACAACGUGCCGUCGUAGCUCUUCCUGCGAGAUCCAUUCCCUUGCUGAAGAGAAACAGUUUCGGUGGCACGACCCUUCUUUUCAUUACAUUAUCUGCGCAAUUCGUCGAGGAACCAAUGCUGCAUCAACUGAUUUUGUUAAAUCUUUUCAUUACUUAUACAUAGGGUCAGAAAGCCAUGGAACAAAGGGUUGCUUCUCUCUUAUUUGGAUUCUUGAAAGGAUUUCAGAAAUUUUACCGAAGCAAUGGAGAUUGGUGCCUACUGCCCUCCCAUGGAAGUAAUACUGUAAUUGCUUGAACUUUUGCUACACUAUUGGGGCUAUAUAUAUAUGCCAUCUGGCUAAUAGGAAUCAUGAGGAUCAUUUGGCUAGCUAAUUGUGUCGAAUCUGAGUAAAUGGCAUGGCUUUGUUGAUGAAUAGUAGUUUGGUAAUUAAUCUGCUGCUCGCUGUAUUUUGAUUUGUAGUUCUUUUCUGGAAGGGUUUCUUGAAAUUUAUUUGUUAUAGAAACAGCCUUCACAGGGUAGAAAAUCUUGAAAAUUGUCUGCUUUC